Messenger RNA from Hipposideros armiger (great roundleaf bat), 2313 nucleotides. It is a transcript of the gene THAP4, whose product is annotated as THAP domain containing 4. The record is from RefSeq and is a predicted model, not a curated record. Lineage: Eukaryota; Metazoa; Chordata; Mammalia; Chiroptera; Hipposideridae. Bases 448 to 2133 code for a protein of 561 amino acids. The transcript is spliced from 6 exons.
GCGACGGCCUUCGGCGCUCUCUCCGAGGACUCCAACGAUGACCCGUCGGGGCGGCGGAAGCAGGAGCCGGAGGGCAGCGAGGCCUUGGGGCGAGCGCGUUCGCCGGCCGUGCGCCCGGGCUCGCAGGCGCGGCCAUCUUGCCGUACGGACGGGCCCAGCGCGGAGUGUCGCCGUAGAGAGGCCGGCCCGGGCGCCCCCGCCCACCCCCGACGCCGCGAGCCGCGGGCAGCGCCCCGCCGGGUGCCUGAGAUCUCGGGCGAACAGAGGGUCGACGGCCGGCGGCCGGGAAGUGGGCGCCGCCAUCUUGUCGUACGGCGCCGCGGGGGCCGGCUCCCACGUCCCGCAGCCGUGUCUCUGUGCGCCUCCCCUCGGGGCGGUCCCGCUCCGGGCUCGGCGCGGCGAGGUGAGGGCCGGAGCCUGGCGGCGGCGCGGCGUCCAAGGCCCGAGAUGGUGAUCUGCUGCGCGGCCGCGAACUGCUCCAACCGACAGGGCAAAGGGGAGAAGCGCGCCGUCUCCUUCCACAGGUUCCCCCUAAAGGACUCAAAACGUCUCCUCCAGUGGUUAAAGGCUGUUCAGAGGGAUAACUGGACCCCCACUAAGUAUUCUUUCCUCUGCAGUGAACAUUUCACCAAAGACAGCUUCUCCAAAAGGCUGGAGGAUCAGCACCGCCUGCUCAAGCCCACGGCCGUGCCCUCCAUCUUCCACCUGACUGAGAAGAAGAGGGGGGCUGCAGGCCAUGGCCGGACCCGGAGAAAGGACCCCAGAAAGGCCUCUGGGGGCCUGAGGGGACAUACGAGUGAAGCAGACGGGAAAGGUGCUGCAGGUUCGUCGUCCUCUACUGAGAACCCGAUGGCCAAGCCAGAGUCACACAAGGCCAGGCGGACGGCCCGUCAGGAGCGGGCACGGCAGUCUCCGGAGGGACUUCCAGGUGACGCUCCGGCCACCACAGCAUCAGGCAGCCGGGCAGCAGCAAAUGCGCCUGCUGGCGAUGUUGGCGAUGACAGCGUCACCUCCCCCGAUGGGGGCCUGUUGGAUAAGAGUGGCAUUUCCAAGGAUGACUUUACACCUGUAGGGUCUGGGGCCUGCAAAUUUAUUGGCUCGCUUCAUUCUUACAGUUUCUCCUCCAGGCACACUCGAGAGAGGCCAUCUGUCCCCCGUGAGCCUGUCGACCGGAAGAGGCUGAAGAGAGACAUGGAGCCCGGCUGUAGCGGGACCAGCCUGGGGCCCGAGAAGGGCCUGGCACAAAGCCCCCCGAGUUCCUCACUGACUGCGACGCCUCAGAAGCCCUCCCAGAGCCCCUCUGCCCCUCCAACGGACGUCACCCCGAAACCAGCCGCGGAAGCCGUGCAGAGCGAGCACAGCGAUGCCAGCCCCAUGUCCAUCAAUGAGGUCAUCCUGUCGGCAUCGGGGGCCUGCAGACUCAUCGACUCGCUGCACUCCUACUGCUUCUCCUCGCGGCAGAGCAAGAGCCAGGUGUGCUGCCUGCGCGAGCAGGUGGAGAAGAAGAACGGCGAGCUGAAGAGCUUGCGCCAGAGGGUCAGCCGCUCCGACAGCCAGGUGCGCAAGCUGCAGGAGAAGCUGGACGAGCUGCAGAAAGCCGGCGCAUCCCGCCCGAGCAGCCUGCCGCCCCUCGGCCGCGAGCCCCCCAAGAUGAACCCAGUGGUGGAGCCGCUGUCCUGGAUGCUGGGCACCUGGCUGUCGGACCCGCCGGGCGCUGGGACCUUCCCGACGCUCCAGCCAUUCCAGUACCUGGAGGAGGUGCACAUCUCCCAUGUGGGCCAGCCCAUGCUGAACUUCUCGUUCAACGCCUUCCACCCAGACACGCGGAAGCCAAUGCACCGGGAGUGUGGCUUCAUCCGCCUGGAGCCCGACACCAACAAGGUGGCUUUCGUCAGCGCGCAGAACACAGGCAUCGUGGAGGUGGAGGAGGGGGAGGUGAACGGGCAGGAGCUGUGCAUCGCGUCCCACUCCAUCGCCAGGAUCUCCUUCGCCAAGGAGCCCCACGUGGAGCAGAUUACCAGAAAAUUCAGGCUGAAUUCUGAAGGCAAACUUGAACAGACAGUCUCCAUGGCAACCACUACCCAGCCCAUGACUCAGCAUCUUCACGUCACCUACAAGAAGGUGACCCCGUGACCCAGAGCGGAGCUUCGCCCAGCGGCUGACCGUGUGUCCUGGUGACACUAGGCUCCUCAGCAGGUGUGGGCGUGGCCGCAGCGUCUGGUGGUCUCAAGGGUGUUGUCCCGGGUUCCUGUAAUGACGUAGGAAAACCAAAUAAAAGGCCUUUAUUUUUAUGGCUGAGCAUUUUGAAUAUUA